Molecule: messenger RNA, 2836 nt
Organism: Amphibalanus amphitrite
Lineage: Eukaryota; Metazoa; Arthropoda; Thecostraca; Balanomorpha; Balanidae
Exons: 2
Coding region: 125-1147 (340 amino acids)
Cellular component (GO): nucleus
Molecular function (GO): transcription regulator activity
Source: RefSeq, a predicted model, not a curated record
GUCCGCCGGCUGCCGUCAGACUGAGGCGGCAUUUCGACGGAGCGGGGCUGUGACCGACCUCUCCGCAGUACAGAAACCGUGCGCUCGGCCACCAUUGACCCUAUACCGAUCAUGGCAGCCGGCGAUGAGUGAUUUACAGCUGAGUGUCUCCGACGCGGCGAUGGGUCACGUACAGCCUGCGUCAGCGGGCUGUCCUCUGGAGCAAGCGGCGCGGGCGCACCAGGAGACCGACGAGCUGCGGAAGCGUCCUCUGGACACUGCCGAGCCGCCGCCGCCCGGUAAACGGCUGCGGCCGGCACCCGUGUGGCGCCAGGAGACGCCGCCGCCCUCGCCGCACGAGUCGUCCUCCGAGGCCAGCGAGGACGAGUCGGAGGACGAGGAGGACGAGGACGAGGAGCGCGGCUACCAGGGCAGCAUCCUCGCCUCGUGCCUGCUCUCCGACAAGCGGACCGCCUUCAGCGCCAGCCCGGAGUCGGCGGAGUCGGGCUACUCACCGGCCUGCGAGCUCGGGCGAGCCACCUACUCUGGGUGGUACUCGGAGGGUGGCGCCGGCCAGCGGCCACAAAACCAGACUGUCGAGUGUGACGGUAAGAGUUACAUCCAGUUGGGCGCGGUGCCGGCGCGGCGGGAGCGCUCCCAGUUGUACCGGUACCAGAGGUUUACGGCGCUCCACACCACCAUGCUCAAACUCAGCAGACACCGGCGCAUGGUCGACCCUCCGCUGCGCAAAUCGGUGCUUCUCUUCAACACGAUGCGGCACAUCGAGAGGGAGCUGGAACAGGAGGGCCUCACUCUGGCAGCAGCCUUCAACCCGCACCACUUCGACAGCGGUCCUCUGACACUGGACCCGCCUCCCCCACCGCAGACGCCGCCACCUCCGGCGGCCGUCAGCCUACCACCGGCGCCGGUCGUGUCUGCCUCUCCCUGCGGAGACAGCGGCUUCGGCGAGGACGAGAUCAACUGGAGCUCGGUGCUGAGCCUGGGCAGCCAGCCGGAGCUGGAGCUGGUGCCGCUGGACGCCCACACCGGCUGGCAGCUGACGCCCCUCUCGGCCGACGACGUGCUACGCACCUUCCCGGCAGACCGGCGCGACGAGCCCGACGCGGCGACGGCGGCGGCGGCGCUCUCUUCGCUGCUGGCGCUAUAGCCGAGCCGCGCCCGGACGGGGUGAGCACUGACGGACGGCGCCGACACAAUAUCUCGGGUAUCUGGGUCGAACUAGCGCUCUUACAAGCAGAGAUAGCUGAUCAGUUCACUAGAGUCCCAUCAAAAAAGUCGUCAUAUUUUGUUCAUAGGAAUUGAGUAGAAUGGAUCAGGAUUUGCAUCAUUCCUCUAGUGUAUUUUUAACGUGUAAAAAUGCUUAUAUGUUAACUUAGCUAAGCGUUCAGACUUUCACCCAUUAAACCAUAUUCAAUCAACCGAUUAGUUUCGCUUAGGUCGACUCAGAACCCGGAAUAUUGAGGUAGUGCCGCUGUUGGGCUCGCUCCGGUCCCCGUUGGUGGAUCGCUGUGAUACUUCGAGUACCUGCCAUAGUCGCUAGGUGGUAGCACCGGCGGCUGGGCCGCGCCAGCUGUAUUUUUUGUAUAGUGAUUUUCCGCUGAGAGGCUCAAAGGUGUCGUUACGUCCGAAUGCCAGGGCAGCAGCGGGCUGUGAGGGUCGACCGGGUCAUUUCGGGUCAACUGAGGUCACCGGGUGCCGUUCGGGUCAGCUGAGGUCAGCUGGUGGCUGCUGGCGCCAUCUGUCCGACUCGAGUACAAAGAUGCGCCGCGUAGAGGAGCAAUAAGCGACGCUCAACGGUCCUGCCCACCAGAGCACAUAAGACGGCUCGCGCGGCCGCCUGGUGCGCUGUGCCGUCCGCUGCUGGACUCGCUGGGGUUGGAAGUACCACCCUCUGGUCCGCAUGGUGUCCCAAUGAGCUUCACCGGGUGUCGGGCGGCUGUCGCGCGGGUGUGUCCUUCAAUGACAGGUAGCUGUGGGGUGUCGCGGCCCACCGCCGCUGUGUGAAUGGUUCCGGCGACGACCGAGAUUAGGGCCGCGUCCGGCGACCCGCGAGCCCACCAGACGUGUCAUACUCGCCGGUAGCGGCCGGUUUUAUGGUACCAACACUGCCGCCGUCAGACCGACCGAACUGCGCUGUCGGGACGCAGGUCUGCUCUGUUGGACAGCGAAUGUACUGAGUAUGGCGACUGAGAGAUUUAUUUUAAAUAUCUGUUCGUGCUUGUUUGCGUGUGUUGGCUGUAGCCCCUGAUCGCGAGUCGCCUCGCACUGAGGGCCAGCCGGAUGGGGUAUCUGCUACGGGACGUCGGUUAGUACGACUGGGCUCAACUGCCUGAGAUCGCCCGCUCACUGUAUCAACUGAACUCGCGGUGUUAUGUGCUGCGAGACACUGACAAAUUGUGCCGAGCGAUGGGCGCUGCUCAGGCAUGUAUUGCUCUGGAGCGCACGGCGAUUUUGAACAUGUUUUGAUUUAUUUAUUGCAGCUAGUGACGUAGGUUAGCCAUUAGGAGCGCAUGGGCUGCGGGCCGCACAACUACGGCGCCGAUAUUGUCGCAGUAUACCGGCCGGAUUUGUCACAAUAUCAAGCAUCCAUAAUCAAAGCCCAUGACUGCGACGCAUCCGAGUAGCAGGGGACGACAUUAGAGCAGCUGUUGUGCGGAGCGGCCCGGCCCGCCUCAGUCUCAGUCCAGCCUCUGGCGCAGAGGACGGGCCAGCUCCCCGGCCCGGGCGCCACCGACGGAGCUCAGCCGGUGCCGCCAGCGUUUGUAACGCCUGUUUUGUACUUAGCGUGUGUACAUACGUGUCACCCACGGCCAAUAAACGUGAGGUCAUACCGCGA